UGCCGUUAGACAACAAGAGAGUCGGUCUCCUCAACGGCUGUAUAAAAUCCACGCCAUUUCUUCUUCAUCUGAAAGCCUUUUUUAUUCUGACGAUUCUUCUUUCUUCGAGAGAGAUAGAGAGAGAUGGAGUCCACCAAAACUGCAAUGGAGGCCUUCGAGAAGCUAGAGAAGGUCGGAGAAGGAACAUAUGGCAAAGUAUACAGAGCCAGAGAGAGAGCCACCGGAAGAAUCAUCGCCCUUAAGAAAACCAAACUUCAUGAAGACGAUGAAGGCGUCCCCCCAACAACGCUUCGAGAGAUCUCGAUCUUGCGAAUGCUCUCCCGUGAUCCUCAUGUCGUCAAUAAUCAAAUCGAAAUGCCAUUAACGAAAUCAAACAGGCUGUUGGAUGUGAAGCAAGGUGUGAACAAAGAUGGGAAGACAGUCCUCUACUUGGUCUUCGAGUACAUGGAAACGGAUUUAAAGAAAUUCAUCAGAUCCUUUAGGCAAACUGGUGAAAACAUUCAACCCAACGUCGUCAAGUGCUUGAUGUACCAGCUUUGUAAGGGCGUUGCUUUCUGCCAUGCCCAUGGUGUAUUACACAGGGAUCUUAAGCCCCACAAUCUUUUGAUGGACAAAAAGACAUUGAUACUUAAAAUAGCAGACCUUGGACUUGCCAGAGCUUUUACUCUACCAAUCAAGAAGUAUACUCAUGAGAUAUUAACCCUUUGGUAUAGAGCUCCAGAAGUCCUUUUGGGUGCUACUCAUUAUUCAACAGCUGUUGACAUGUGGUCUGUUGGCUGCAUAUUUGCUGAACUAGUCACAAAAACUGCUCUUUUUGCUGGUGAUUCAGAGCUUCAACAGCUCCUGCAUAUUUUCAGAUUGUUGGGUACUCCAAAUGAAGAAAUCUGGCCAGGAGUUAGCAAGCUUAAAGACUGGCAUGAAUAUCCUCAAUGGAAGCCUAAGCCAAUUUCAACCUGUGUACCAAAUCUUGAUGAAGAUGGGCUUAAUCUUCUUUCGCAAAUGUUGGAGUAUGAGCCAUCAAAACGGAUUUCUGCAAAGAAGGCAAUGGAGCAUCCGUAUUUUGAUGAUCUGGACAAGACCCAUUUAUGAAGUUCUCUUGUCGUUGCUUAUCUCGAGCAUAAUUUUUUUUUUUGAAAGUCUUUGAUAGAUAACAAAAUGUCAACAUGUUGUUUCAUUCUAUUUGUUAUACAAUUUUCUUCAGAUUCUAAUGCAAAAUAAUAUGUUAUUGAUCUGCAA
Molecule: messenger RNA, 1236 nt
Organism: Lactuca sativa (garden lettuce)
Lineage: Eukaryota; Viridiplantae; Streptophyta; Magnoliopsida; Asterales; Asteraceae
Product: cyclin-dependent kinase B2-2
Biological process (GO): G1/S transition of mitotic cell cycle; signal transduction; regulation of gene expression
Cellular component (GO): nucleus; cyclin-dependent protein kinase holoenzyme complex; cytoplasm
Molecular function (GO): cyclin binding; ATP binding; cyclin-dependent protein serine/threonine kinase activity
Source: RefSeq, a predicted model, not a curated record